UCUCUCCCUGUAAGCUCAAACCCUUCAGUGUUUCUCAUUGUGUUGUUCAUAGCUGUUACCAUGUUCCCCAGGGUGAUUUUGAAGGGAAAUAUGAUCAAAAAAUCUCAACAAAAGAAAAGAACAUCACCUUGUAACUACAAGGAGAGAUUUUUUGUAUUGGACACCCAAGACCUGAAGUAUUCUGAACGCCGUCCGGGGAAAAAGCCCAUGAUGAAAGGUUGCAUCGAGCUUUCCAGAAUUAAGUGUGUGGAGAUUGUGUGUACUGAUGUCCCCAUACCAUGCAACUAUAAGUACCCUUUUCAGAUUUUUCAUGACAACCAUUACCUCUACAUUUUCGCCCCAGACAAUGAUUGCCGUCAGAGAUGGGUCAGAGCUCUCAAAGAGGAGACAAAGCAUAACAAUUUGGUUCCAAAAUACCACCCAAACUUCUGGAUGGAUGGAAAAUGGAGAUGCUGCCAACAAACAGAGAAACUGGCAACAGGUUGUCAUGUAUAUAAUCCAGAGGCCUCUGCUUCCAAAAAGCCACUCCCUCAACUCCCGGAUCCAGAGAUGGAAUUGCAUGAUACAAGACAGAGGAUGGUCAUUGCUCUGCAGGACUACACACCUCAGGGAGACGACGACUUGCGUCUUCAGAAAGAUCAGGAGUACGUCCUGAUUAACAGCUCCCACCCUGAGUGGUGGGCCGUACAGGACAACCAAGGGAACACAGGCUUUGUGCCCAGCACUUUCAUAGCAGAAAAAUCUUGCAACAACUUUGAGAGAUUUGAAUGGUACAACAAAAACAUAACCAGAGGGGAGGCAGAGGUUUUGUUAAUGAAAGAGGGAAAAGAAGGUGCAUUCAUGGUGCGUGACUCAAGGCAGGCCGGAAUCUACACAGUGUCAGUCUUCACCAAAGCCCCAGGGUCUAAUGGGGAGAAGAAUCCAAGAGUGAAACAUUAUCUAAUCAGACAGACAGAAACCGGAGAGGGCACGUUUUACUUGGCAGAGAAGUACCUGUUCAGCACCAUUCCUGAGCUCAUCCAUUACCACCAGCACAAUGCUGCCGGCAUGACAACACGUCUGAGACACCCUGUCUCUCUAGAUGGAGGCUGCUCCCAGGACAUUGCUGAACCCUCAAAAGAUCAAUGGGAAGUGGACCCGGAGGAGCUGACCCUGGGUGAGGAGUUAGGCAGCGGUCAGUUUGGGCUGGUGCUGGAGGGGAGAUGGAGGGAAAUGAAGGUUGCAGUGAAGAUGAUAAGAGAAGAGUGUAUGUCAGACGAGGAUUUUAAAGAAGAGGCGAGAGUCAUGAUGAGAUUGUCCCACUAUAAGCUGGUUCAGCUCUACGGUGUGUGCACCCAGCGUUCUCCCAUGUGUCUUGUGUUUGAGUUCAUGGAAAAUGGCUGCCUGUCAGACUACCUGAGAGACAGGAAAGGGCGUUUGUCUCAGGACGUGAUGUUGGGGAUGUGUCUGGAUGUCAGUGACGGGAUGGCUUACCUGGAGAGCUCCAACUUCAUCCACAGAGACCUGGCUGCCAGGAACUGCCUCGUUUCAAAGAACAAUGAGGUGAAGGUGUCUGAUUUUGGCAUGACCAGAUUUGUUCUUGAUGAUCAAUACACGAGCUCCCAGUGCUCCAAGUUCCCUGUCAAGUGGUCGGCCCCGGAGGUCAUCAAAUUCUGCAAGUUCAGCAGCAAGUCCGAUGUCUGGUCAUUCGGUGUGCUCAUGUGGGAGGUGUACAAUGAGGGCCGUCUUCCCUAUGAGAACCGCUCUAAUACUGAGGUGGUGGAGUCCCUGAACGCAGGUCUGAGGCUGCUGAAGCCCCGCUUGGCCCCAGAUGCUGUCUACCUGCUUAUGGAGUGGUGCUGGAAGGAGAAACCAGACGAUCGUCCAUCCUUCGCUCUCCUCCUACAUGAGCUGGCCUCCAUCUCAGACCUGUGAACCAAGAUAAAAGUUGAGGCGAUGAUUUUAAAAAUAGCUUUAUUUAUUUAAUUUAUGGAGUCAGUGACCUAUUGCUUGUCAAAUGUUUUUCAAAUGUGUGUGAAGUUGUUUCAUUCGAUUAUCAUGAUUAAGGUGAUGACAAAACACAGGACAAUUUUCAAUCCUUGAAUAUUGCACUUUAUCUGUUUCAUAGUUCUGAAGACAAUUCCUGAGAAUGCUUAUACGUAGCUACAACUGCUUACUAUUGGUUUAUGUAACUAUUCUCUGUAUAUUAAAUAGGUGAGAUGGUUAUGUUG
This is a messenger RNA of Seriola aureovittata, 2210 nucleotides long. RefSeq names its product IL2 inducible T cell kinase (gene itk). Gene Ontology annotation, molecular function: non-membrane spanning protein tyrosine kinase activity; ATP binding; protein binding. The record is from RefSeq and is a predicted model, not a curated record. The coding region runs from base 61 to 1914 and encodes 617 amino acids. Gene Ontology annotation, biological process: adaptive immune response; B cell receptor signaling pathway; NK T cell differentiation. The transcript is spliced from 17 exons. Lineage: Eukaryota; Metazoa; Chordata; Actinopteri; Carangiformes; Carangidae.